AAGUUGCGGGGUGUGCAAAAUGGCGGUGAAGGAAUUCAUGCAUGGUCAAAGUUGAGAACAAAAAUAACUGUGAUUGUAGUUCUUUUACAAAAUUAUGGCAUCAGAGGAUAGAGAAUUAGAACUGGAGGACGGGGAAAUAAACGAUCUCGAAGAUGGUGAAAUAGACGAAGAUGUACCUUCGGCAAGGGAAUCAAAUAACAACGAUUUGUAUCUCCUAACACAUCGUCAUGAUCAGUACUCGACACGCGAGCAGUACUCGAGCGAUAACCCAUUUGAAACGAAGAUUCGUGAUUUUGGAUUUCAACAAUUUAAUCCUCCACCUGAUCGGUGGGAAACGCGAGGUGGAUCUUUCGGUUCUUUUCGCGGAAGAUUUUCUCGACAAAGAGGCCGGGGAAGAGGGAAAGUAUUUCGCGGAAAUGGACGAGAAAAGACUUAUCCCACGAGAAGAGGAAAUAUGCGCAGACCUUUUCUUCAAAGACCCAAUUUACCUUAUCCCUUGUCCAUUGAGAGAGCAAGACCUGCAUACCCUGAUGAAAGAUUACCUUCAUAUACAGAGAGUGAAGGAGCAAGAAUCAUAACUCCACUUGAGACCAGACCACGAUCACAACUCGAGGAAAGGAGGCAAAUUUAUUUGGAUACUGAUAGGCCAAGGCUGCCUCGUCCGUCACCUUCAGAGAGACAUGUACAAAGACUGCCUCUAAUGGAGCUAGAUGAGAAAUCACAACCAUUUCAGAGAGAGAUGAGUCCAUCAGCUCCUGAUGCCCAUCAAGAACAACCUAGAAGAGUGCCAUCCCCUUUUGAUGAGGAAUUUGAUGAUUAUAGGAUUCUACUACAACGUCAUCGCCUGAUUCAACAACAGCUUGCUGCCCUCGAGAAUCAGGAAAACUCAUCUGCGGGUGAAGACAAUAUCAUUGAUGACACUUUCAUAGAUAUCCCUGUGGAGGAUACAAAAUCUGAUUUGCCAAUAGAAAAUGAAAAUGGCCAUGAAAAUUUUGAGAGUAGGAGACAGAAUACUUUGUAUUUACCUGCUGAUAUGAAUUUGCUACACAUGGGAAGUGGUAAUGAAAUGGAUGAUAUGGAGGGAGCCAGUGAGAUAUUGGAUAGUGAACCAACUGCUGAACCAGCACAACCAAAACCAUUUCUCCCUUUUAGAAUAAAACCUCUUUACACCAGUGUGCCUUCGAUCAAAGAAUUAAGCCAGAAAGAUCUGGAACAAAGGAAGGUUAAGGUGGAAGAUUCAAUUGUAAUGGAUAAUAGUAGAGCCGAUGACCUGGAAACUAUGUCAAGAACUAGAGAGAGUGUACCAAUGUCUAAGAUAAGGAAAAAUCGCAGGAAAAGAAAGAGAAAGGUAUUUCAAGGAUCAGUGCAAAAUAAUGUAAACAGUCAAAAGCCUAGAGCUGCUGGUUCUAAUCAAGGCCCACAUGUUGACCCUCAUAAUGAACUGGAGGCAAGACUUAUGUCCCUCGCAGGAAGCUCUGUUUCAGUGGAGUGUAACAGGGAGGACAUCAACAAGAAACAGGAGCGACGGGAAAGACUUCGGCAGUGGCAGGAAAAGAUGAACACUGACAGGUUUUCUGACCAAAGGAAUCAACAGGGAAACAAAGGGCGCAGCAAAAAGAAGUUGACCAAAUCUGUUAAAGGCAGGAGAAGAAGCUCUGGUGUAAAGUUGGCUGGAACUGAGAUGGGAGGGGACAGAGAUUCACCCUCAAAAGAAGGUGAUCCUGCUUUGUUUGAAAAUGAUGAUUACUUUGAGAUACCUAUGGAUUUGGAGAGUGACUCAACAGAUGGCCCAGCUCUUCCAUUAAUAGAUGAACCAGCAGAAGAUUUUCCCCCACCACCCCCACCCUUAGCUGGUGGAGAAUCAGGUACUUCUCUUUAUGCGGAUCCUGGGCAGUCAUCACUUAUGAUGUACCCAACAGGAUAUAUCCAGAACUAUGGUGACUGGUUUGCUGGUUCAGCUCCAUUAAUGGCGGCAGGCCAUGAGGACCAACACUUUCAAUAUCAAGAAAUUUUGGGCAAGGAGUCACAUCCAUUAGAGGUCGAAAGCACCAAGGAGCUGCCACAGAUUGAUAGUAGGGAUGUUUCAAGUCAAGACAAUUCAGAUGAGGAUGAUGAAGUUGCCCUCAGGGAACAGCUGCUAAAAUCUUUAGCAGUAAAAAGGAAGGCUAAAAUUGAUGCUGGGAAGGGGGAAGAAUCUGUCAAGAAUGGGUCAGGUUCUAAGAGUCAAAGCCCAAAGGCAUCAAAAAUAACAACAAACGCUGUAAAACAAGUAAAACAGCAACAGGAUUCCAGACAGGUGGCAUUUGUUGCUCCUCCUAAACAUGACCCUGUGGUAAUUAAGCUAGGAGAGGAUUCUGACAGUGAUGAAUCUGAUGCAUCUGAUACAGAAUCUGUCAAAAAAUCUGUCCCAAACAAGAAAAAAUCUGUGGGUGGAGGCUUAUUUGGAGGACUAGAAAUGAUGAUUAAGGAAGCCAGGAAGUCUGCUGAGGCCUCUAAAGUGAAAGCAACAGAAAAAUCACAUGCUGGUGAAGGAACACAGAAAGGAAAAACAGACCAUGUGUCACCAGAACCAACCACUCCAGAUGCAAUGGCUCACAUGCCAGAGCAAAUGAAGACAGAGUACAAAAGACUGAAGGAACAACUAGCCUUGCAUGAGAGUAAAACAAGACAGCCACUUACUACUGUUAAUCAGGAAAAAGAAGCCAUGUCACUACCUGUAACACCUGAAAAUGAAGAAAGAAAUGAAAUAAAAGAGGAUGACAGUCAUUUGAAAGAACUACACAGUUAUGUCACUGGUUGUGAAGAGAAUCUUGCUAAGCAUAAGAAGGUUAUCCAAAAAGAAAAGGUCACUCUGAAUAAACUGUUGAGUGAGCUUCUUCAGAGAAAGCAUUCUCUUGCGGCUCAAGAGGAAAAUGUGCGAAAACUUCAAAAGGAACUUGAGGCUGCUCAGAAAGUUAGUCUUGCCAAUAAGAUUUUUAUGAAUAAGCUCAGAUCAAGGACAAAGCUGGUCAAAGAUAGACUUGGCAAGAGACAACUUGCUUCAAGUAGCUUUGAAGAGGAACUCCUCAGAGCCAAAAGUAUUAUUUCAGCAGUGAAAAGGAAAAUGCCCAUGGCAGGGGAAGCAGGGUCUGGGCGAAAUAGCCCUCAAGUGGAAUUGCUGGGCAAUGUCAGCAAUGAAAACCAGAAAUUCACAAUUAGUCCAGCUGCUGCUUGGGAGAUCAAAAACUCACUAGAGGCUAAACUUGAAAAACUGUCCACCUUCACAAAACAGGAAAUAACAAUGAAGAGAAAACUUGAUGUCAGUGAAUCAUCCUCAGAAGGAAUUUUGGCCAAGAAAGCAAAGCAAGUACUCAAAACACCUCAGGGAAGUCCAGCAAAUUCAGCAACCAAUACUCCAAAAAAAUCACCUGUGGCAGAACGUAUUGCUCAGGAAAAAGCCAGGUUGAAAAAACUUGAGCACGAGCUUUCUGAAAAACUCAAACAGUUUGGAAGAGAACGUGAAGGAGACAGAGACUCUGCUUUAAAGGCAUCAGGAGAAGUACUUCAGAGUAUCACAGACAGUUCUGAUGCCAAGGCAAUAGAGAUAAAGGAGAAGAAACCUAAAGCUGGUACAAGUUGCGAUAAUACAAGUCAUCAUGAGUCACAGGGACAAGGUUUUGAUUCAAGGGGAGCAAAUGGUCAGUUUCUCCCAGAGGCCACACCUUUUAUAGAUGGCAAAACACCAACAACAUUUGCGUUGGACAUAACUAACCAGCAAUUGGAACACGUGAGAAAAUUGCAGGCUGAAAAGGAAAAGAUAGGUCCUCAGUUUCCUGCUUGCACUCUUAAUAUCCCACUGACAGCGGAUAAGCGUUCCAGCCACUGUGUUUGCUUACCCUUUGGCUAUGAGCUUAAAAGUUUAGUAAGCGAGCAGGACAACUUGACAAAGGGGGAGGAAAGAAGCACUGAAUUAGCAGCUGGAGAGAUCAGAAGAAGAAAUGAUUAUGAAGUGGCUCCUCUGCCCUUUGGAAAAUACCGCAGUAAAUUGUUGCACUUCAAGUCAUACAGGUUGAGCCCGUAUUUCAGACUCAAAGAUGAACUUUCCCUUACUUCUUUAACAUUCUCCAAUAAAUUGGAUCCUACAUGGCCUCUUUGCAACUUUGACUUGCAAGGCAAAUGUAAUGACGAUGACUGUAAAUUCCAACACUUUGUCAAAUGCAAGAUGUCACAAGAAGAAAUACUUCAGGAUUUGGCGGCUUACAAUCCAAACCUCACUGCAGAUUUUAAAGAUGUGAAGGAGAUGCAAGAGAAUGUUGAAUCUUUUACAAAGGCUUUCGCAAAGCAAUAUCAAGACAAAAUGUCGUGGGACGAAAUUUGUAUUUUAUUGGUUAAUGAUGUGAGGAAGAGUAGGAAAGAAAAUGGACCUUUUAACAUCUGCCUUCAACCACGCACUUGGAAGCUUCAAAAGACUGAUAAGAAAAAGAUUGAAUAUGAAGAUGAAGCAGUAGUUUCUGAUAUAGGGAAGGGAAUAAAUUUUACCAACAGAGAUAAAGUUCACGGUGUAGCAUCCAAAAACAGCAAGUCUGUAGGACAUCAAUUGAGGGUUUCUGGCGAGGAAAGUCAAGAAAUACGCUACUUUUCGGAGGAGUACGACAACAUUGAAUCUCUCGAAACAUCGUUAGAAAAUUCUCCUGGUGAUGUGGCUCUAUGGCUCAAGUUAGCAAGACUGAAACUUCAUCAAAGCAACAGCACUGCUGAAGGGGAAGAGGAGGACACUUACAACAAUAAUGUUAUGCAGGCACUCAGUACACUUUCCAGAGGAUUGGAGGAAAAUAAUCAGUCAGAGGAGUUAUGGUUAGAGUACUUGGAGUUAUAUUCUUCACAGAGCAGUAGAGAGGAGCUCAACGAGAUCUGUGACCAAGCUGUGGAGUUUUCUCCCACCUACAGUGUUUGGUGGAAGUAUUUGGAGUAUUCGCGAACGUACAUUGAUAAGAGGAAUGUUUGUAUACGUCUUAUCUCUUUUCUGACAUUAAAUCCCAUUUAUCCAGUGGAGCUUCGUUCUCACUUUAUCCUGGAAACAUUGCUUUACCUCGUUCAACUAGAACUCUAUUCUGGACAUUACGCGUCAGCUGUACUUGUGUUCAAAUCGGCUCUAACUAAGAAAACUCACGAUCAUGGUGAUGUUCCAGAAUUGUCCAGCUUUCUGUUGGCCUCAGACUAUUGUUGUGCUUGGUUAGGAUAUAUACAUGUGGUUGAAUUCCACCGUCUUCCUUCCCCAUGGUUUGAUCCUAGUCGUGGUGAACCUUCCAAGAUGGUGACAAAGGAAAACUUUGUUUUCCCGUGGAAACCAUCGCAGCAAUCGAGAGCCCCUGGAAAGAAGUUACGGGUGUUGUUUCAAGAUGCAUUGAAAGCUUGUGGUGAAGUAGCAAAACCUCCCGUUGACAAAUUUGCCAUUUGCCUUCCACUUUACAAGAACCUCAUUGCUUUGGAGAGAGCAUAUGGAAGAGUUGACUCUGCCAGAGAAAUCUGUCGCCAUCUGCUAAAGGACCAUCCAACUUCAGUGAUGCUGUGGCAGUGUCUUGCAGCACUUGAAGACUCGCCGGAGAAGGGUGGACAUGCAGAACAGGUGUGCAUAGAGGCGCUGGAAAAGUGUGGAGCCAGUGCUGAGUUGUCUUACAGUGCAGCACGCUUUUACCUUCAGCAGAACGAAGUCCAGAAGGCCGUAUCAGUUCUCAUCAAGAGUGUUCGUAACAAGUUUGCGGCGAAGAAAGAAUCACAAGGAUGCGAGGUACAAAGCUUGGCUGCUGUUUCUGCAGAGGACCAGGCUGGUGAUCCUGUUGCGUUGUAUCGUCGACUCCUAUCCCUGCCCCUCCCUUAUGACUACAAGUGUCCACCUCUGUUGCCAGGAGUUGACCCACAAAGUCUGGGCAGAGAAAAGGUCUUUCUCUGGUUAUCUUAUUGCUUGUUACUAGAGAUUGCUCCUCCACCAAAUACUUCAUGGGGAAACUUAACUCCCGAGGCAGCAUUUGAAACUGCAGUGCAUAGCCCUCUACCCAGACAUGAUGUGCAGGUACUGUGGACUGAGUACCUGUUCUAUCAGAGAUCCAAAGCGUUACAUGACAGACACUCCAUGGACGAGUUGGUUAACAGAUGUUUAAUGUCUGUGAGUACCAGCAGUUCUCUGCCUCAUUCUUCAAGCGCUGUCUGGCGGGAUUACAGAUUUCACAAUCAGAUAAUCAGUUUGUCUUUGAGCUGCCAUCCACAGUCAUCCUGGUCAUCCGUAUUUCAAAAUUACUUGAGGAUUUUUCCUGGGAAUGUUAUGUUAGCACUACGGGCUUGUCAGCAUGAGGUAGAGAGUAAAAAUUACGACCAAGCAAAAAGGAUCAGUGCAUCUUUCCUCUCAAGCAAUCCUUACAGUAUAAGCAUGUGGAAAGUUGCCAUUUCCCUUGAGCUACAAAGGAAUUGUAAUAAGGAGGCGCGCAAGAUGUACCAUCAGGCCGCAGAAAUUUUACCAUUUGCCGCAACUAUCUGGAAAGAUUUUUUGAUGUUUGAACUUGCCCGAGGUGGCGAUGGAUCUGCCGUUCAAGAGAUUCUAGCCAAGAGCCGACAAAUCGGUGUCAAAGUUGAGGAAUUUUUGAACACACUUUUGGGUAAAUGAGUGCUCGUGUUCUUUUCGAUAAAGGUGAUCGUUUGAAAACGAAACGAAAAAUCUUGGUUCAAGGAAAAUGUGGUAAACGUGACAAGGUGUACAGUUUUGUACCGGCUCCGUUUCGGACACCAUUAAGGUUAAAAAUGUAAAUGGACUGUCUUUUUUAUUGUCGGGUUAAAUUUGGAUUUCAGUAAGCUGCAGAAAGGUAAGGUACAUGAUUUUCCCGCCACAACAGCAGGACUGAAAAACCAAAGGAAUCAUUUGAUUUAAGGCAAAGUAUUUGUUCACUCACGAUGAUUGUUAUUUAUAUAGUAGAAAAUUAUAUAUUUUUUGCAUUUUUUCAAAACUUUUCUAUAUGCAUUUUGGUUUCUAGAACAACCAGCUUUCGAAUAUGAUUUCAGGCAGGGAGGGUAUUUCUCAGACAAAGCCCGAACACUGGCAGCUGUUACUACUAGUUGCCGCGAAAGAUAAUUUCAGGCGAUACAACUGUCUUCGGUAGCCAAUGAGUUGAUUAUCUUUUUGACAAAUCACCGUAUUUCUUAGUUAUAUUUUUAAUUUAUUAAAAGAAACAGGAACAGAUCGUUUUUGUAUUGAUUCGUUCGUCUUUGUCUAUGUUAUGCAUACGUGUUUUAUUUUCGUGUGUUUGUUGUCCAGGCCACCCAUGGCUUGUUACUGAGAAACUUGCUUUGUUUUCGAAUGUGUCGUGAUCAUUUGUUCUCAUCCUUCGCCGGAUGUUUCAGUUUUGUUUCUUCUUUUGGUCCUAUGUUUUUGUUUCGCGUUUUAAACUUUAGAGGAGGCGAUGGUAGGUAGUCAGUCGGUCAAUCUGCUGGUCAGUUGGUGUGUCUGUCUGCCCGUCAGUUAGAGGAUCGUUCAUACAGUCAGUCACUCGUCAGCCAACUUUCUAGCUUCUCUUCGUUCAGCCAUGCCGUCAGGCAGUAAGUCGGAGAGACAGAUAGUCAGAUGAGUAGUCAGUCAGAUGAUUAGCCAGCCAGAUGGGUAAUCAGUCAGUAAAUCAGUCAGUCAUGCAGUCAAUGAGUCUGUCAGCCAGUCUGCUGGUGCGUUCUUCAGUCAUUGUAAGUUUUAAGAAAGAAGAUUACGCUAGUUCUUUAUCUCAUUUGGUGUCUUACUCAUGUCAAAGUUUACUUGUUUUUCACUUCACCAUUACAGACCUCUGUUUAUAUCGUGUUGUAUUAACUCGUAAAUUUCCCUUCCUUUUACCAUCCGAUUCUGCUCUACUACUCAAUCGAUCCUUCAUUACAAAGGGUAGCGUGUUUAUGUAAUGUUUUCUAGGGUGUUCAUGAGAAAAUGAGAGAGAGAGAGAAGGGAGACAGUUGUGUGACUGUUGAGUGUUUUGGCGUAUUGUUGCUUCGUUUUUCUCUGUAGGACUCUCGGAGCAGAUUAACGAAGCUAAUGAGAACAAAGCUACGUUUACAAGACAGCCUACAUACACUGCAUACAGUGUGUGCUUCGAAGGCUAAUAUUGUAUGUGGAAUCGAGACCGAUUAAAAGAAUGGCUUACAUGCCUAACAGAGCAAGAAAAUGGAAACAAGACCUUUAACACCUUAAAGGGUACAAUUAUAGCCUUACCCUUAACGAGAUCGGAUUAAAACCUCGAAUUCACCGAGGUUGCAAAGAAGACUUCUCAAACUUGGUGCUUUUCACACUGGUCCAUUUUUAGCGACGAGUGCAGAUGUAAUUUUGUAAGUGGAACAAACAAGCGUUUGGUCGAGGCAAAAGAGUUAUUUAUUGUAUAGUGCGUUCGUCGGUUAACCUUUCAACUCCCAAGUUCUGCUUUGAAAUUCUCCAUUCUAGCUGUUAUACUUUUUCAUGUGAAGUAGUUAAGAGAAUUACACCCUAAAUCUUCCUGUUCACAUUCACCUUUUGAAUGGUUAUGUAUUGACAUUUUAAGGAUAAGUUACAUAAGUUACACUUGUGGGAGCUGAAGGGUUAAGUACUUUGAAACUGAGAAAGAUUUGAAUGGGAUGGAAAACGAGAAAUAAGAAGAACAGGUGUAAGGAAAAAACAAUUUAGCUCCAAAGGCGUUACCACGGUUACACUGAGAAAUGGAAUAGUUACAAUGCGGUAUUGCCUCUAGAUUGCAAUAUAAGAGAAAAAAAAGUAGGAAAGGGGCACAAGCUUCCUUUUUGCCUCCAUUUUUUUCGUAUUUACUGUUUGUUUGUUUCUCGUUUGCUUUUUAACUGGUACAGUUUCUGGGAUGAACUUCAUUCAAUAUUAAAAUCUUUGUCAACUUACUUUACUUAUGUGAAGGAUGUACGAUACUAAAAUCGUGAUAUGUGAACAUGGUGCGUCUGGUAGAAUUCUCGCUUAUUUCAUCUGAGGUUCAUUGUGUUUACUCAUUUUAAUUAAGGUUGACCACGUAACUCAUUCUACUAGAAGCAAAAAAAAAAUACUAUUUUACUUUUAACGUAUGCCUACUUUUCAAUAUUUCUGUUGCGUAAUUUUUUGUAUCACUUAAAUUUGUUAAUUAAAACUGGUUGCAGUAA
Pocillopora damicornis (cauliflower coral) is the source of this 9132-nucleotide messenger RNA. RefSeq names its product zinc finger C3H1 domain-containing protein. Gene Ontology annotation, biological process: RNA processing. The record is from RefSeq and is a predicted model, not a curated record. Gene Ontology annotation, molecular function: metal ion binding; protein binding. Gene Ontology annotation, cellular component: nucleus; exosome (RNase complex). Lineage: Eukaryota; Metazoa; Cnidaria; Anthozoa; Scleractinia; Pocilloporidae.